Molecule: messenger RNA, 942 nt
Organism: Zychaea mexicana
Lineage: Eukaryota; Fungi; Mucoromycota; Mucoromycetes; Mucorales; Lichtheimiaceae
Product: kinase-like domain-containing protein
Exons: 1
Biological process (GO): intracellular signal transduction; microtubule cytoskeleton organization; protein phosphorylation
Cellular component (GO): cytoplasm
Molecular function (GO): protein serine/threonine kinase activity; ATP binding; tau-protein kinase activity
Source: RefSeq, a predicted model, not a curated record
CGCAGCAAGUGUCAAAUCCGCAAGGGUUCCCUCACUUCGCCUACGGGAAGCGUCUCUGCAAAGUCGUGGGAACACAUCAGGUCGCCAGCAGCUUCGUUCUUGGCCAGUUUCGCAUCGCCCGUACUCCCGCCUGCCUAUGAAGAAGAUGGCGACGAGAUUGACGACUAUGUGCUCGACAAGAUCAUUGGGCACGGCGGCUUCUCGACUGUACGCAGCGGAUACAGUAUCUCGGAUGGCCACAAGGUCGCUGUCAAGGUCAUCAACAAGACCAAAAUGAAUGAGCAAGACCAUGCACGGCUUGAGCGCGAGCUCGAUAUCUGGAAAUCGCUCAAUCACCCCAACCUGGUGCUCAUUGAGAAAAUACUGGAAACCGAUCAUGCCAUGUACGUCGUCUGUACCUAUUGUGGCGGCGGAUCCUUAUUGGAUCGUGUCAACCAACAAGGUCCCUUGCCGGAAGAAGAGGCCCGUGCGAUUAUCAUUCAGCUCUGCCAUGCAGUGCAAUACUUGCAUCAGGAUGCUAGAGUUUGCCACAAGGAUCUCAAACUGGAGAACGUCCUCUUGGACGACUCCAAUUGUGUGAAGGUGUGUGAUUUUGGUUUGGCCAUCUAUCAAGCACCCCCCAUGUUUCUGGACAACGAGGUCGCUGGCGGCUCGUUGGCUUAUGCCGCUCCUGAACAGGUCCGAUCGGUCAAGCCGCUGCCUUCUCCCGCAGCGGAUCUUUGGUCGCUGGGAAUCUUGCUCUAUGUUUUGGUCACUGGCCGUCUGCCUUUCCAGGAUUGCUAUGAUGUCCGUCUUCAGCAAAAGAUUUUGCAAGGGGAAUUUGAAAUGCCCAGCUGUUUGUCUGAAGGCCUGCAGCAGCUUCUGCACGGCUUGCUUCAAGUCGAUCCCCAUAAACGAUACACUGUCCGCCAAGUGCUGCACUCCUCUUGGUGCUCCCCGUGA